AUGGAUCAUGUUAUUGGUGGAAAAUUCAAACUUGGGAGAAAGAUUGGGGGUGGGUCAUUUGGAGAGCUUUACUUGGGUGUGAAUGUACAAACUGGAGAGGAAGUUGCUGUCAAGCUGGAACCUUCGAAGACCAAGCAUCCUCAACUUCACUAUGAGUCAAAAUUGUACAUGCUUCUUCAAGGGGGAACGGGUAUUCCCCAUUUAAAAUGGUAUGGAGUUGAGGGUGAUUACAAUGCCAUGGCGAUUGACCUCCUUGGACCCAGUCUUGAAGAUUUGUUUAACUAUUGCAAUAGGAAAUUGUCUCUGAAAACAGUUCUGAUGCUUGCAGAUCAGCUACUAAACAGAGUUGAGUACAUGCACUCCCGGGGUUUCUUGCACCGUGAUAUAAAGCCUGACAACUUUUUAAUGGGCUUAGGCCGCAAAGCAAAUCAGGUAUACAUAAUUGAUUAUGGCCUUGCAAAAAAGUAUCGAGAUCUUCACACGCACAAGCAUAUACCAUAUAGGGAAAACAAAAACCUCACCGGAACUGCCCGGUAUGCGAGUGUUAAUACCCAUCUGGGAGUUGAACAAAGCAGAAGAGAUGAUCUAGAAUCACUUGGUUAUGUGCUCAUGUACUUUUUGAGAGGAAGUCUCCCUUGGCAAGGUUUGAGAGCUGGUAAUAAAAAACAAAAAUACGACAAAAUAAGUGAAAAGAAGAUGCUUACUCCUGUAGAGGUUUUGUGCAAGUCACAUCCAUUGGAAUUUACAUCAUACUUCCAUUAUUGCCGAUCGCUGCGGUUUGAAGAUAAGCCUGAUUAUUCGUAUCUCAAGAGACUCUUUCGUGACCUAUUCAUCCGAGAAGGCUAUCAGUUUGAUUAUGUGUUUGAUUGGACAAUAUUGAAAUACCCACAAAUUGGAUCCAGUUCCAAAGCCCGACCAAGUGGGAAACCAGUCAUAAAUCCUGGACAAUCUGGAGAGAGAAUCGAACGGCCUUCAGGUGGACCAGAGGUACGUGAUAGAUUCUCAGGUGCAGUCGAGGCAUUUGCAAGAAGGAAUGUGUCUGGGCAUGGUCUGCAUGGUGAUCAUCCUAGGCAUAGGUCAAAGGAUGAUGUGCCAUCCUCUAAAGACGUGCAAGUUGAUUCUGAGAGGCCCCGUAGCUCUUCUCGUCAUGGCAGUUCUUCAAAAAGGCCUGUCUUGUCAAGCAGCCGUCCAAACUCUUCUGGUGAACCAAGUGAAAGCCGCCGACUGGUCAUGAACAGUAGCCGACUAUCUACUACUCAGAGAACUCAACCAGGUUUGGAGUCCAAGACAUCAUCAUUUAAUCGCGCUUCUGGGACAAGAGGUGGCCGUGAUGAUACACUCAGGAGCUUUGAACUCCUAUCACUCGGCACAGGAAAAAGGAAAUGA
Lathyrus sativus (Indian pea) is the source of this 1386-nucleotide messenger RNA. NCBI's taxonomy places the organism in Eukaryota, Viridiplantae, Streptophyta, Magnoliopsida, Fabales, Fabaceae. The record is from the annotation of a GenBank genome assembly.